UCUUACUACAUCUGUUUCCUUCUUACUUCGCUCCUAUACCAGAACCGCCGAUACGACGACUAUGACCAACACCAGCCUGGCAGACAAGAACCAGGCUUAUUGGAAUAGAGCAGCCAAAUCUGUCUUCAAAGACAAGUGGGUGCACGACUUGCAGAAGCAAAUAUCCGACUUCCUCACUAGCAACGUGAACUGGCUCGGGGUUCAACUUCCUUCGAACGACACCACGAGAGAAACCAAGCUAAUGGACUACGCAUGUGGUAACGGGGUAGUCUCUAUGAUAUGCUCUAGGCAGUGCCCAUUAAUCCAACUGGCGAGACCUAUACUGAUGGGCUUGCUGCAAUUAUAGCCCCUCCACCACCUAUUCUCCAGGUGCAUUGGUAUCGAUCUCUCAGACGGAAUGUUAGAUAAAUACCGUGCUACUGCUGCAAGUCUAGGACUCCCCGAAUCUCGUAUGAUGGCCGUCCAAGGUAAUCUUUUAACCCCAAGAGUUCAGCCAACCAUUCCUUCCCUGGACGAUGAGGAGCUGAACGGCUUUGAUCUGGUUGCUAUCUGCAUGGCCCUGCAUCAUGUUGAAGCUAUACAACUAGCUACGCAGCGCUUAGCAUCGAGACUACGUCCAGGUGGCGUUUUCCUCAUCAUUGACUGGGCUACACGCGACUCGUCGGCCGUGAGCGAGCAUGUUUCGCUAGAUGCAGUGAAUCCCGAACACUUUGCUGCAUGUACCAUCUCUCAUGAUAGUUUUACUCAGGAACAGAUUGUAAGCUUACUUGACCAAGCUGGUUGCGGGGAUGCGCGAUUCGUGCUGGCUGAUCGUCUAUCGGAUGUUCCUGGUGCUCGCAGUGGAAAGAUGCAAUUGUUCUAGGCUCGGGCUACCAAGUUAUGAUUCAAUGUAGUGAGGAUCGUGGAUAUAAAGUGAACUGUGUGAAGGUCGCUCUGUAUGGGUUUACUGCUCGCUCAGUAUCAUG
Molecule: messenger RNA, 965 nt
Organism: Aspergillus caelatus
Lineage: Eukaryota; Fungi; Ascomycota; Eurotiomycetes; Eurotiales; Aspergillaceae
Product: class I SAM-dependent methyltransferase
Exons: 2
Coding region: 398-862 (154 amino acids)
Molecular function (GO): S-adenosylmethionine-dependent methyltransferase activity
Source: RefSeq, a predicted model, not a curated record